Camelina sativa (false flax) is the source of this 1277-nucleotide messenger RNA. The record is from RefSeq and is a predicted model, not a curated record. NCBI's taxonomy places the organism in Eukaryota, Viridiplantae, Streptophyta, Magnoliopsida, Brassicales, Brassicaceae.
AUAAAAUUAAGCAAUCGUCGUCGUCACUUUAACUCACACUGCCGGAGUCAAAAUUUUUUUUUGAAAUUCAAAACAGCGAAAAACGCGAUUCUGAUAUCGGAGAUGGCGGAGAAGAAGAGAUGGAUAGCGAUGUAUACGAAACACAUCAAGGAGAAGCGUAAGGUCUAUCACGACGGCUUCCUUGAUUUGCAUUUCACCAGACGCAAGGUGAUGCUUUAUGAUGAGGCGGAUAAUCUACUUGAAAGCAGGAUGCUAAAGGCAGGGGAAGUUGUGGACACAGGUGAAACACUCACGUUUCAAGCAUACCUUGUGGAUAUAGGCGAUCGUAAGGAUGGAAGUAAGGCUUCAAUUGAUAUAAAGGUUGAACCAAGUGAUCAAGGCUCUGCGCGCAAAUCAUUUGCAGUGCUCAGGCCAAAUUUCAAGAAAAGUUCCCUUCAUGGUGAUGAGAAAAAACCUAACCUUGUGAAUAAAUUUUCUUCGAAAAGUCUCAGCCCAUCUCACAAUAUGAUUAGAGUAUUCAAAAAGAGAGAACUGCAUAAGUAUGGGGCACUGACUGCAGACACUAUGAAGUCAACAACAAAAGGCACUGUACCUCUUCGCUCAGCUGAUAAAGAAAACAGUAGCCACCCCUUGAUCAACUCUCCUUGUGAUGGUAAGAUAUUGGAAAUUUACUUACCACAUCUUUUUUUCUUACAUAAUUGUGGAAGGUCCGCUGUAGAUUCAAGGUUGGAGAAUGAUAAGUUAAGCAAAGACAAGCCUUUACGUGAUGUUAAUCAGAUUCUCUCCAUUCUUCAGAGACGGAAUGUUACAGAGACAUGUUCGGAUAAUAACCCGCAAACAUCAGUGCUUUUAACACCUCCAGAAUCUGAUACCCGCCAAAGCCACAAGAUGGAGUCUGUUUCAACGAAAGCAGCAUCUAGGGAAGAAGUAAUGGUGCAAGAAACCUCAUCGGCCAGCACAAGAGGUUGCUUACUGAGUGAUCCUCCGAGUUUUGACUUCGGAAUAUAAACAGACCCCUCAAGAUAUCAUUUUACAUAAAUAGGUAACUCGUUUUUUGUUUCAUUUUACCUCAAAAUAUAGUUUUAUAAUCUAAGCUGGGUGAAAAUCAAAACUGGUAACUAGUAAGUAUGUACCGUGUGUAUCAAGAAAGAUUGAAAAUUUGUUGGUGUACGCUUAUUAGGGUAAAAUUAUAAUAGUGAAGUCUUCUGUAAUUCACCAUUGUAAUUAGACCUGGAUGGUUUAUGUUCCAAUUUGCGUCCAAGUUAACUACAAAAAUA